This is a messenger RNA of Candoia aspera, 2039 nucleotides long. RefSeq names its product G protein-coupled bile acid receptor 1 (gene GPBAR1). The record is from RefSeq and is a predicted model, not a curated record. Lineage: Eukaryota; Metazoa; Chordata; Lepidosauria; Squamata; Candoiidae. Gene Ontology annotation, biological process: G protein-coupled receptor signaling pathway. Gene Ontology annotation, cellular component: plasma membrane. The transcript has 2 exons. Gene Ontology annotation, molecular function: G protein-coupled bile acid receptor activity. Bases 362 to 1357 code for a protein of 331 amino acids.
AAGAUUCUCCUAAGUGCCUGUUGCUGCUUCUUUAUGAGCUUGUUAAAAUAACACUCCUGCUCCUUUUCUGGGCUCCUGCUUGCAGUGACUGCAACCACAGGUAAUGCCAUGGAAGUCUCCUCCCCACCCCAACUUCCUGACACCUUUCCUAGCAACUGACCUGUUACUGCAUUGCUAAGAAGAGGGAAGGUUUUACCACCAAGGAUCAGAAGUGCAGAGUCUCUGACCCUGCCUUGCUGUCUCCUCAGUGUCUACAUUCAAGAGCACUCUCUCAUUAGAUGGCUCUCAGGGAAGAAUUCCAGCUAUAGACAGAACAGCUGCUUCUAAUGUUUUCCGAGAAGUUAUUUCAGAAGCCCAGAAGAUGGUGGAUUCUUCAGCAGACACACAAAUGGACAACGAAUCAGAGUCGCUCAUUAUAUCCUUAUUCUCCUGGCCCCUAUCAGCUUUCAUCAUUCUGGCCAACAUUUUCAUUAUAAUUGGGAUCCUCUUCAACCGCAAGCUCCGUGGUACCAUCAACUGGUUCUUCCUGAGCCUGCUCAUUGCUGACCUCUUGGCUGGGGGAGCCCUUCCCUAUAUUCCCAAGAUGGCAUUUCAGAAGAAUCUGGACUACUGUUGCUUCUUCCGUUAUGUGACGACCAAUUUCCUUUUCCUCUCUUUUUUAGCCAAUCUCCUGGUAGUGCACUAUGCCAAAUAUACAUACAUCAUCCAACCACUGCACUACCCCCAGUCCUGGGUUCAUCGCUGGGCUGGUCUUUACAUAUGCCUAGCAUGGGUGGCUCCCUUGACUUUUGCCUCCCUGCCAUUGGCUUGGUACCAACGGAAUCCCAGUGUGAACUGCUCGGCUAAACUUGUCUUCUCCCAGCCUUACCUCUAUGUAGAAAUCUAUGCGAUCAUCAUCCCAAUCAUCUUUGCAAUAGCUGUAAUGGGUAUCCGAAUGCUCUGCAUAGCCCGAAAGCAGCUUAAAAGCAUUAAAAAACUGCUUAAUUCAGUAAAUCAAAGCCAGACUCCAUCGGAAUUGGAGCAACAACUGGAACUGAGGCAUGCAAAGAGUAUUGCCAGCAUAUCUCUCAUCUUCCUGGUUUGCUGGGUACCAUAUAUUGUUUGCUUGAAUAUCUCACUGUUUUUACAAAUAAAGGGUAAUAUCACCCUUGCUAUUGUCAACUGCAUAGGCACUGCCAGUGCUGCUGUAAUACCCAUCAUCCUCAGCCUUGGCAACCGUCAAUACACCCAAUUUUGGAGUGACAUAACCACGAAAGCCUGUCAGGCCUGCUGCCGAAGACAGGGGUGCAAACAAAAGCAAGCCAACCAGCUGCACGGCAUUCCUCGUAGCACAGCGGAGCAUACAAAUCCAAACUGAUACUUUCCGGUGGGGAGUCAUCAAAUCCUCACCCACCCAUUCAGCAGCACCAAUGCUUCAAUCUUCUCCCUUCAGCUUGGAAUGAAAUUGGAAUGUUUGCUUCCAGUCAUGGUUCCCCACACCCCAGCUCAGAAUUCUGCUGUUUGUUGGGGAUCUAAUAUGCCAAGCCAUUCAAAAGUUCUGCUAAAUCUAAACUGGGUGAAGAAAGAAAAAGGAUGUUCCCUUUUCUCUUCCCUGGCAGUGCUGGAACUGAGAACACAAAGAAGGCUGGAACGCCUUGAAAACACAUGUUUACUCUGAUUUGCAGAGAGCCAGUUUGGCCUAGUGGUUAAGGUGCUGGGCUAGGAACCAGGAGUCUGUGAGUUCUAGUCCUGCCUUAGGCACAAAAACCGGCUGGGUGACCUUGGGCCAGUCCCUCUCUCUCAGCCCCGCUCGGUGCAAUGUAGACUAGCCUCCUUGUGGUGCACCCCGGGCAACAUGACUUGUCACGGCUAAAUAGUCUAUACAUCUGGCUGCUGGACCUCAUAAGGAUUUCCCAGCAAGAAUAGCAGCAUGAACACCGAACCGCUAUGCCAUACGAUAAAAAAAAUAUUUUUUAUUUGCUACCACUUAAUGGAGUUGAAAAAGAACGAACACUGUUCUGAAUAGAUCCUCCCACACAGCUCUACUUCUGUUUCACCCC